AUGAUUUUGACCAGCUGCUGGAGGAGUGUCCUUAUAAAAAGCCUCAGGCGACAACUGGACCAUAGGAUUCUCCUUCCCUCUGUUCACACACGUCCUGUUAGGUCUCUGUGCAUCAGUCCUGUUCUUGGACAUGAAGACACAAUAUUUGCCUUAUCGUCAGGAAGAGGGAGGUGUGGAGUAGCAGUGGUGAGGGUUAGUGGACCACAUGCUGCCGGAGCUCUGCAUGCUCUUACUGGUCUGAAGCGCACUCUUCCCCCUCGAACCGCUCUCCUCCGCAGUAUCAUACACCCCACAUCAAAAGAGCUACUGGACCGAGGCCUGGUACUUUGGUUCCCAGGUCCUCACAGUUUUACAGGGGAGGACAGUGCAGAGUUUCACAUCCAUGGUGGUCCUGCUGUUAUUAGUGGUGUAUUACAAGCUAUGGGUAGCGUGCCUGGACUACGUCCUGCAGAGGCGGGUGAGUUCACCCGACGAGCCUUCCAUGCUGGAAAACUGGAUUUGACAGAAGUCGAAGGGUUGGGAGAUUUGAUUCACGCUGAAACAGAAGCUCAGAGGAAACAGGCUCUCCGUCAGAUGGCAGGGGACCUGGGCCGACUCUAUAACGGGUGGAGUCAACAGCUUAAGCAUAGUUUGGCGCAUGUAGAGGCUUUCAUUGACUUUAGUGAGGGGGAGCUCAUAGAGGAUGGAGUCCUAAAUCAAGUGGAUGCAGCAGUAUCAAAGCUGCAGACGGAAAUAAAGAAACAUCUUUGUGAUGAGCGGAGAGGCGAGCGACUGCGCUGUGGCGUACAGGUAGUUAUAGCAGGAUCCACCAAUGCCGGCAAGAGCAGCCUGUUCAACCUACUCUGUCAGCGUCCUGCAGCCAUUGUGUCUCCUAUAGCAGGCACAACGAGAGAUGUCGUGGAGACGCCCCUGGACAUUGGAGGCUUUCCAGUCCUGUUAAGUGACACAGCUGGCAUGAGGGAGACAGAUGACUGCGUAGAGAAAGAGGGCGUCCGCCGGGCACGGAAAACGGUGGAGAUGGCAGAUCUGAUACUGGCGAUUGUUGACUCGACUCAGCUUCCUCCAGAACCUCAGACGGUGCUGGAUUUCCUGACUGGCUACCUGAAGAAUUUGCUUCCAGACGAGGAGAAGAUUCAGGAUCACGUUCAGAAAUGUCUUUUGAUCCUGAACAAAAGUGACCUCCUUCAUGAUGACCACAUCAGCGUCGUUCAGAAAACCCUCCAGCAGGCUUCUAAUUUAGUUCCAGUCUGUAUUCUGUCGUGCCACAGCCGAGACGGCCUCCAUGAUUUCCUGACUCUGCUGCAGGACAGAGUAAAGACGCUAUGUGGAGAACCGCUGGUGGGCAGCCCAAGUCUCACACAGACUCGUCACCGUACACAUCUGCAGAAGAGUGUUGAGGCCCUGAAUCAGUAUUAUCAGUACAGAGACGUUGAUCUGGCGCUGGCAGCAGAGGGACUGCGCUUAGGACUCAGCUGCUUGGGUAGGAUCACUGGCAAGGUUGGCACCGAAGAGAUUUUGGAUGUGAUUUUCAGAGACUUUUGUAUUGGUAAAUAAAAAAUAUAAA
This is a messenger RNA of Trichomycterus rosablanca, 1564 nucleotides long. It is a transcript of the gene gtpbp3, whose product is annotated as GTP binding protein 3, mitochondrial. The transcript has 9 exons. Lineage: Eukaryota; Metazoa; Chordata; Actinopteri; Siluriformes; Trichomycteridae. The record is from RefSeq and is a predicted model, not a curated record. Gene Ontology annotation, biological process: tRNA wobble uridine modification; tRNA methylation. Bases 1 to 1554 code for a protein of 517 amino acids. Gene Ontology annotation, cellular component: cytoplasm; mitochondrion. Gene Ontology annotation, molecular function: GTP binding; protein binding; GTPase activity.